Molecule: messenger RNA, 2028 nt
Organism: Symbiodinium sp. CCMP2592
Lineage: Eukaryota; Dinophyceae; Suessiales; Symbiodiniaceae
Source: the annotation of a GenBank genome assembly
AUGGAAUUCUCGGACCUGUCGGUGGUGCUGCCCGACAACUUCGUGGGUAUGGCAAAGGCAACUGCGUCCUCACGCCUGGAAGGCAAGGAUCGCUGCGAGGUUGUCCAGGAGGAGCUGAAGCGUCUCUUCGUCUCGGCACCCCUUUCGGAGACUUCCAAGGCCUCAAAGCCCAGCCGCCCCCCACGGCCACCGCCUCUCACGGACAUGGCGGAAGCGAGCAGGAAAGGAAGAUCAGAAAGAUUCCAGCUCUCGAAGGCACCACCACCUAUGCGAACGACACUUAUUCUGUCACAAGAGGAGCAGCGGAGGACGACAAGAGAGUGCCAUGGGCGCCGAAGUGGGACAAAGACUUGGAACCAGGAGGAGGAGAAUCGUGAGCUGCGCCGACAGCUGCGCAAGCUUACAUCUGUUGAGGCCGCUCGUCCGCACUUCGAGAGCGCUGCAGCUGAGAAUCACUGGCUCCGCCGCGAGGUGACGUCGAAGCUCCUUCACGCGUGGCUCUCCGCGGAGGGCACCAGUACGGCAUCGACUAGGGCUCCCACUCCGGCGAAUUCGACCCCAGGGUCUGUCGGAUCCUCGCAGGACAAGCAGAUCCCCUCGGAGGUGCCCUCCGACACAAACUCUGAGCUCCGUCCCAUCAUUGGGCGAGUCACAGACACCACAGCAUCAUUUCUGGUUGAGGUGGCCGAAGAAAUUGACAUCAACAUCAACGUCGUCCAGGUCUAUGGCUACAUGGAUCAGCACACCCACGAGCUGACACUGAUGGGAACCCAGAAGGAAUGGCUUCAUCAGCCUCCGCUGGUCUCCCUGGAGCUGAAACGGACCUGGUUUUCUCAGGGCAUGGCGGUCUGCACGGCCCAAAGGAUACGCCCUGGAUCGCCCGUGACCUUCCAGCUCCAAAAGCUGGAGCCAGAGACCCCGUACAUGGUCUUCAUCAGCAACGUCCCGGAGGCCGAGCUUCUGACACCCCUCCGGUUUCGCACCAUGCCGGCACGAGUGGAAUCACUUCGGCUCGUGGUCAUUGGAGACUAUGCAGCAUCGAACAAGUCGACUGCGCCAAUGGAUGAUGAGAACAACUCAGAUCCGUGGCAGCACCUGCACCACAUGGUCUCACGGGGUGCAGAGGUGCAGGUGGGCCUUCAUGUCGGCCGCACCUUCGCUGCGCAGAUGUAUGAGCAGAUUCGCAGCAGCUUGGUCGAGCAUCAGAGCUUCUGCGAGGGGCCGAAGCAGGCGAUGCUUCGAGAGGCCCGUUCCAGGCUUCGGGAGGCGUACCGCACCACGUUGGGGGGAAACGAGCGCUUCCGCAAGUUGUUGUGUGAGAUCUGCAGCAACAUCAGUGUGUUCAUUCCACCGCUUGACCUACAGACGCUCCUUCGCAAGACGACCGACGUGGAGGCGAACGCGGAGUUCAGUGCCAGUCUGCAACUGGGCGAUGUACAAGAGCUGCUGUGCCUGUCACUCGAGGUGUACCGUGAGUACCAGCGAGCCAUGUGGGACGGCAGCUGGCACUACGGCUUGGAUGUGCGCCAGCUGGGCAGGGGUUGGCACCAGGAUCCGGUGCCAGAGACAGACGUCGAGAAUGAGGAAGUGGAUGCCUCCACACUGGAGUUCCUGGUGGAGGCGGGCAAGGCCUCCUCGGACUCCGUCGAGGAGUGGCACAUCCAUCGAUAUGGGCUCAUCAGCAUCUUGGUGUUGGACACGAAAGGCAACGCCAUGACUGCAGCACUGACAAGCACUCAGCUCUGGCACUCAGCUUCCCAUGAAUGGGCAUGCAAGAAUCUGUCUGCGUCGUUGGCCGCUUCUUUUGUUUCGAACUUCCUGCCUUGUGCGCUCACUGGUGUUAGGCCAAGCAGCGUUCUGUCUCAACGCCAGUGGGCUGCAGUAGACGAGGCUAAUUCCAACGGGUGGGUGCUUGUGCCCCUCAGGCAUUUGCGAGGUGGCUCAGAAGUUUCCUCACAGGUGCUGGCCGACGAGGCCGUACAGGUCCUUCUACUGGUCGCAGACUCACCGCUGGCGCUGGAGGAGUGA